Didymodactylos carnosus is the source of this 939-nucleotide messenger RNA. The record is from the annotation of a GenBank genome assembly. NCBI's taxonomy places the organism in Eukaryota, Metazoa, Rotifera, Eurotatoria, Philodinida, Philodinidae.
AUGGAAAGUCCAUGGAAAGUUCUUCCAUGGACAUUACUUCAUCGAUCAUUUCGAUCAGAUACAAAUGUUUACUUUUUGGACGAAGACGAAGUCAUAUUUCCUGUUGGUUCAACAUUCAUAGUACAUUCGACAUUGGAAGACGAUGAACGACGGCACAUCAAACUCAAACCAACUAAUCCUAAUGAUGAUGAUGAUCAACUUCUUGACUACAUACAAACAAAUUAUAUCAACAAACUUCCAUCAACAGCAAAAUUUGCUGAUCUACUUGUUUUUAUGGGUGAAUAUGAAAAAGCUGAACGAUAUAUUGAAAUGUUGAUUGAAGAAUUGCGAUUAUCGUCUGAUAAUAUUAUUAUAGGAUAUGCUUACGAUAUCAUGGGCCAUCUUUGCUCUGAAAGAGUUGCUUAUCAAUGUGCAUUGUCUUGGUUUGAAAAGGCACUACAGUGUAUUCAGCCAGACAACAUUUAUCGUGCAAUUAUAUACUUUCACAUUGGAACUGCGUAUUCCUCGAAAUAUGAGGACAAUACCGCUCUCGACUAUUACAAUAAAGCAUUGAAUUACGAACAAGAAAUUAAUUCUUUUGAUCUCGCCAGUUUAUAUGAAGCAUUCAGUAGUGUUUGUUGUCACAUGGGAAAUCUCGAUGAUGCUCUUGAUUAUUUAAACAGAGCAUUGGAUAUACAUGGGUCGAAUCCAUCUAAUCAAUAUGCGCAUGCUCAAACAUAUAUUUCCAUGGCCUUAAUGUAUGAGGCAAAAUUAGAUCAAAACAAAGCUUUACAAUCCUAUCAAUGUGUACUUAAUAUUUUAUUAGAGAGAGUCCCAAAAAAUCAUCCACGUUUAGCUUUAAUGUACGCAAAAGUUGGAGAAAUACAUUCGAAAUGUGGUAGCGUUAGCUAUGGUCUGUUGUCCAAAAGCGCUAAGCAUCAAGAAAAUAAUUUGGCAUGA